This is a messenger RNA of Lactuca saligna, 408 nucleotides long. The record is from the annotation of a GenBank genome assembly. NCBI's taxonomy places the organism in Eukaryota, Viridiplantae, Streptophyta, Magnoliopsida, Asterales, Asteraceae.
AUGCCACAAGUCACCAAGCUUCUGAAUGAAUUGUAUAGAUCUGCAAACUCAAAGCAAUAUCCAAUUGCAAUCAUGAAUUUUAUUGUUCCAACCAAGGUGUACGAUGUCAAUGUAACACCAGACAAAAGAAAAGUCUUUUUCUCUGAUGAAGGCUCUCUUUUGAAGUCCUUAAAAGAAGCUUUGUUGGAGAUCUAUGCCCCACAUCUUGCUAGCUUUUCGGUACAGAGACCUAAGGAGCUCACUCAGGGAGGAAACAACUCAAAGCUUUGUUCUCCUCAUGGUAAGUCUUUUUCACAAUUUUCAUUAAAGCAAGCAUCGCCAGAUGGCACUGAUAGCAAACAAGAAGCAUACAGUGAGAAGCAACAUGUAGAAGUUGACACUGAUAUGCAUAAUGUGAAGAGACAUUGA